UCGAAAAAGGAAGCAGGGCAACGACAAAUAUUUAUAUACUUACAGUUGCACUGAGUAACAUCCAUUACUUUCAUAAUGAGAGAAAUGAUGUGACAUUUUUUAAGGCGCAUAAUGGACCAUUAACAAAAGCAAGUAUUUUCGGGCAGUGCAAGAUUUAUCCAGUCCCUUCAGGAUGGGAGAGGAUAAUAGACCAGUGCCACGCUUAGUUGCCAGACUUGCUGUGUGGUUGUCUAUGUUACUCAUCAUGGAAGUGCUGAAUACAGAGGCUACACAGUAUCAAUACAAAAGAUAUCCAUUCAGAAAGAAAAAGGAUGAUAAACUGUACAGGAGUAGACGGGUGAAGUGUGAUGAGACAUUAGAUGUCUGUAAGGGGCUGAGUGGUCUGCAGCACACAAAGUGUGUCCGCCAGUGUAUGUCCGAGACCUGCUAUCAACAGCUGUAUGGUCAAGAUGAGUUAGAAGAGGGAGAAAUUGAUGUCCGGUUGAACUCCUUCAAAGGGCUGCCUUGCCCAGAACAAGCGAUAGGUGAGAGUCUUUACAUGGCCUCAGCACCACCAUCCUAUGGCUCAUUCCAUGUCAUUAACCUUUCAUACACCUGGGAUCAGAGGGGAUUGACCAUAUCCAGGUUUGUAAGCAUUGGAUGGAUACCUCGUCAAGAAAUCCAGAUAAGGAGUCGACAGCAAACGGCCAAAUACUUGCCAUAGUAUGAACCAUCAUCAUAGUUACCGGCACAUUUUUACCAGAAAAUUGUUUUAACAUUUGCAAAAGGCCAAGAUACAUGUAUACUGGUCUAAAUUCUUAAUUUUUGUAAGAAAUUAUAUGAAAUUCUUAACAUUAGUUGUGUGAUUUAAAUACUGCAUUGGUCGUAAUAAUUUAAGUACUGCAUUGGUCUGAACAUUUGACCAGAGGAGUCCAAUGAGCUAUGCUGGAAAUUGCGUAACCACACUGACUAUGAGAAGGCCAAGGAAUACAUCAGAGGUGCUGCAAAUCUGACAUAGGAGAAGACUUACAUUGACGUUCAGAUUGAUACAUGUGUACAAAGCCUGAAAACGAUCCGAAAGGCAUCAAAUAUCUCACUGAAGAACAGUGGAUGUUUUCACAACCAGCUGUUCCUAGAGAAACAUGCACAGCAAAUGAGAACAAUAAUGCUGGAGAGAAAUAAUGAACAAAAGCCUAUUAAGAAGGACCAAGAUUUAAGUUGCCCAAAUGUGCAAAACAGUACUAUUCUGGACACCUUCUGACAUACAGAUUGGGUGUCAGAUUGGGUGUAAGCUUUCCUUCUUUGCAAUAAUAAUACAGGAAGAAGAUGAGAUCAACGGAAGUACUAGUUUGGUUUAUUAUAUUUGGGGUGUGGAAGCGAAAUGAACAUAGUCAUAUGAAAGCAUUUCUGAGGUAAAACUAAAAAUAAAAAUAAUCACCGAAUGAUUAUUGUUUUUUUUGUUUUUUUUUCGGAUGUUUUUGUUUUUUAUUUUUAUUUCAUUUUGCAGAGGUUUUUGGUUAUAGCAGUGUGGUAGCAGAAAUUAAUUGCCUCCUAAUAGUUUCAAGUAGAGCUAUAAAUGCAUUCACCUAAUGGACCUGGAAACGAACCAUUGGCUCUGUUAAGUGAUGUUUCAUCGAAGAUUUUAGUGUUUUCUUUGCCUUUACAAGGCUAACCUACUGUUCCGGAAAAUUGCUCUAGACCGAGGCAGAAAUAUAAGCAUCUUGAUGUGUGGAUGAGUAAAGAACAAUAUAUGUUCCUUGAUAAGAACAAGACGUUCGAAAAAUGCUGUAUACAAAGAUGUAGAAAGUGGAGAAGGCUCAUUUUGGUUUUUUAUUCUAUCAUUUCUCCAGAUCAGAAAAAUCUUACUUUUACAUACACGCACGCACGCACAGACACACGCACAGACACACAUGCUUCCACAAGUAUGAUGCCUUCCUUUAAACUGAUCGAGACCCAAACAUUCAGCACACGGCCAUCUUGUUUUCCCCGAAAAGUAUACACGGUACCGGUGAUUUCUUCAAAGGUGACUAAGUGUAACUUAAAAGUUCAUAAUAGAUUGACUGACAUAGUAUCUAAACACUUGAGUGUUGUCAUCCAGUUAAUCUAUACGAUACCGUACUUUCUCCGGUAUGGGCACCUAAAGGCUAUUCUGACUUAGACCUGAAGCAGCAGCUGCGAUAUGUAACUUCGCAGCUAUACGGGCCUUUCCAUUGACCAUGCACGGAGAAACCAAGGCAUAUAUUGCUCUGAUUUUAAGACCCUGAAAAACUCCACACAUUAUGUACCCGAUAAUGAAACCAUAAUGGUUUUAGGUCAAAGUGCGGUGAUUUGUGUAAUUUGUGAAAAUGAGCCUCUAUUUAAUUUGAGACUUACUAAUUUAUUAAUAAGAAUAAAAAAAAAUAACGUUCUUGUAUAUGUGACCUGUUUUAUUGGUAGAUGUGUCCAUGUAUUUAAUCAACACGAUCUCUCUCUGUACAGCUGAUUGCAGUCCAUGAUAAUUUUAAUUUUAAUAAAUCGGUUGAUACAUGCAGCCUGAAGAAAAUAUAAUAUGAAAAUCAACUCUUGCUCAUUGUUUCACAGACUCACUAAGAUUAUUAGAAAUUCAAUUAGAAACUUAACAAGAAAAUCAUGUAUGUCUGUCAGUUAUGAUAGUAACUCGGUGUAUAUACAUAUGUGUAAGCUUUCAUGUAUGUACACGUCAUCAUUUUCACAGAACUUAACCGCUUAACUAUAUACAUAUAUAUAGGCCUGCGUGAAAUACUUCAGGUUAAUUGCCUUGCGGUACCAGGUACAGAUAUUUUAAAUGAG
Molecule: messenger RNA, 2787 nt
Organism: Liolophura sinensis
Lineage: Eukaryota; Metazoa; Mollusca; Polyplacophora; Chitonida; Chitonidae
Exons: 4
Coding region: 173-703 (176 amino acids)
Source: RefSeq, a predicted model, not a curated record